AUGUUUAAAAGUUGUUGUGCUCGACCGACUAAGAAAUUGAGCAAGAGCAAAUCAAAACCAGAAAACAUGUCUUCUUUGUCUGAAUCGAAUGUGCAAGAUAAGCAAAAUGUGAACGAAAAUAGUGAAAAUGACAUCAAUAGAAAGAGCGACAGUGCAACGAACACAGAAAAUGACAAUAGAAAGAGCGACAGUGCAACGAACACAGAAAAUGACGACAAUAGAAAGAGCGAUAGCUCGACGAACACAGAACCCGAGUCAAGGGAACAUGUUGACGAUAAAGAGAUUACAAUUAAAGUUCCUUCGUACACCGUUGCUAAUGUUGACGGAACUAAUGUUUUUGAGGAAUCAGUUAGUUGUGAUACAGAUGUCGAUGAUGUUGACCAUAAUAUGGUACUUAAAAGAAAUAUAAUGAAAAAACGAUAUUCCGUUGAUUACAAAACGUCUCGAAUGGAUUUUAAACGGUUUUCAAUAGACUGUAGUCGCAAUGUUGCUACACUGGAAGAACUGGUUAAUCUUGAAAAGGAACUAGCUCGAACAAACGUUGACGUACGUCCAACAGGUAGACGGAAAUCUACCGGCAUCUUGAAAUUUACUCCGAGCAGUAACAACGAUAUACCUGAACAGCGUCCGACGAAUGUGCAGGAGUUGUGUUCAGACGACGAUGAGGUGUUUGAAAAAAAUAUAGAAAACCUUGGUGAGAAUGAGGGGCCGCGAGAGCCCCCGGCUACGCCUGUGGGUCGUGACGAACUGGCUUUAAGGAGGCACAGGUUCUUUUCAGACCUUGUUUGCGCUGCUCGAGCAGCUGUAGAGCAUCGCGUUCGAUUUGAUCCUCUUGGGCCUGUUGUUGCAGAUCCCGGCAGUGAAAACGAGCAGUUAGCGGCAUCUAAUAACCCGGCCGCGGAGUUCGAAGCUUUGAUCGAGCGUCUGGAGCGAGUGACAGCGCGUCUGGAGCGUCUACCGGUGCUCCACACGCGAACGCCGACGCCUCCCAAUUCGCCAGCAACUGCACAAAAUACUCAAAUUCAGAUUUCUAUAAUAGACAGUAUGAGUGUAAACGGAUACCAGGAUCUGAUACAGGGUCCCCUGCGGACGUACCUCGAGCUGUCUCAGCAGAUCGGCGGAGAUGUCGCUACGCAUGCCAAACUUGUCAACGAGGCUUUCCAGGCACAGCUUCGCUACAUACAAUUGGCGGCAUCUAGGGGCAAGCCGUCGCAAGCCGAAGAAAUGCAACUGUUAUCUCCGACUAGUGACAAAAUUUCUGCCAUACAACAGUUUCGAGAGAAAAAUCGAGUUUCUUCCUUCUUCAACCACCUAUCGGCGAUUUCUGAAAGUAUUCCUGCUCUUGGUUGGGUGGCGAUAUCACCUACUCCCGCACCCUACGUGAAAGAAAUGAACGACGCAGGGCAAUUCUACACUAACCGUGUUCUAAAGGAGUGGAAAGAGAAGGACAAGAGACAUGUGGAAUGGUGCCGCGCUUGGGUACAACUCCUGUCUGAUCUCCAAGCCUACGUUAAGCAGCAUCACACGACUGGCCUUGUGUGGUCUGGGUCAGGCGCGGGCGCUGGCGCUCCGCCGCCGCCGCCGGCCGGCGGGCUGCCGCCGCCACCGCCCAUGCUUCCGGAGGCUGACUUCGCCAACAUGUCCAUUGACGACCGCAGCGCCCUCUUUGCGGAGAUCAACCAGGGCGAAGGCAUCACUAGCCACUUGCGCAGGGUGACGGCGGACAUGCAGACGCACAAGAACCCGACGCUGCGGCAGGGCCCGGCGCCGUUCAAGGCGGCGCACCAGGCGCCCGCCGCGGCCGCCGCGCCCGCCAAGCCGCUGCCGCAGCCCGGCGCCGGCAAGCUCGACAAGCCGCCCGUCUUCACGCGCGACGGCAAGAAGUGGCUCAUCGAGUACCAAAAGGGCAACUCGAACUUGGUGGUUGAGAAUGCGGAUAUGAACAACGUGGUGUACAUGUACCGGUGCCGCGACUCGGCGCUCACGGUCCGCGGCAAGAUCAACGGCGUGGUACUGGACUCGUGCACCAAGUGCGCCGUCGUCUUCGAUCAUCUCGUCGCCAGCGUCGAGUUCGUCAACUGUCAGUCCGUGCAGAUGCAGGUUUUGGGCAAGGUACCUACCAUCUCGAUAGACAAGACGGACGGCUGCCAGAUUUACUUGUCGCCGGAGUCGCUCGACGUCGAGAUCGUCAGCUCCAAGUCCUCCGAGAUGAAUGUGCUCGUGCCCAAGGGCAACGGGGAUUAUUCCGAGUACCCGAUACCGGAGCAGUUCAAGACUGUGCUGAACAAGCCGCCCACCGGUCUCACCACAUCGCCCGUUGAGAACAAGGGCUAA
Parnassius mnemosyne (clouded apollo) is the source of this 2334-nucleotide messenger RNA. NCBI's taxonomy places the organism in Eukaryota, Metazoa, Arthropoda, Insecta, Lepidoptera, Papilionidae. The record is from the annotation of a GenBank genome assembly.